CUUGCUUCCUUACCAUCACCACUAAUGACUUCCACCAUCGACCCAAAGUCCAUUGGCAGGCCUGCGCGUCCUCGCAGGCAUGUGAGGACUUUGACUGGCUACUUUCCGGAGAUAGACGAAACUGGAAAAGAGAAGUGGCCUAGAGGUGACGAAAAGAUAUGGAAGGCGGGUAUGCGAGGUGUCGACACUGACGUCGCUUCCAUCACCAAGUCCUUCGUGAACCACGUUCAGACCUCGCUAGCGCGCCAGGCACAUAAUCUAGAUGACCUUGGCGCCUAUCAGGCCGCAGCGCUUUCAGUCAGAGAUAACUUGAUUCUGAACUGGGAUGACACCCAGCUCACUUAUACGCGGAAAGCCCCCAAGAGGGCUUACUACCUCUCUCUUGAAUUCCUGAUGGGUCGUACUCUCGAUAAUGCGCUUCUGAAUCUGGGUUUAAAGGACCAGUACAAAGACGGAGUAAAGGAGCUGGGCUUCUCCAUCGAAGACCUUUUGGACAAGGAACGUGACGCUGCCCUUGGGAACGGCGGAUUGGGUCGUCUUGCUGCUUGUUAUCUUGAUUCGUCUGCUUCUCAGGAACUCCCAGUUUGGGGCUAUGGACUGAGAUACAAGUAUGGAAUCUUCCAGCAGCUCAUUUCUCCGGAGGGAAACCAGUUGGAGGCCCCCGAUCCAUGGCUGGACAAUCAAAAUCCUUGGGAGCUUCCUCGUCUGGACGUGGCCUACGAAGUCCGUUUUUACGGGCAAGCGGAGCGUUUGAACGAUGGCACUCCUCGCGCUUCAUGGACAGGUGGUCAAGAAGUCCUCGCCGUUGCUUAUGACGUUAUGAUUCCUGGAUGUUACACCAAGACUACGAACAACUUGAGACUUUGGGAGAGCAAACCGAAACGGGGGUUCGAUCUCAACUCCUUCAAUGCUGGUAACUAUGAGGGUGCUAUCGAAUCGUCCAACAGUGCCGCGGCCAUCACCUCUGUCUUGUAUCCCAAUGACCAUACAUCCUUCGGAAAGGAGCUGCGUUUGAAGCAGCAAUAUUUCUGGACCGCUGCUAGUUUGGCUGAUAUUCUGAGACGAUUCAAGAACCUCGGCAAAUCGAUCACUGAAAUCCCCGACUACAUUGCAAUCCAACUCAAUGACACGCACCCGACUCUUGCUAUUCCCGAACUCAUGCGUAUUCUGAUUGACGACGAGGACCUGGAUUGGAACAAAGCCUGGGAAAUCGUGAAUAACACGUUUUUCUAUACCAAUCACACUGUAUUACCCGAAGCUCUAGAGAAAUGGCCGGUGCCAUUAAUGGAGCAUGUGUUACCAAGACACAUGCAGAUCAUCUAUGACAUCAACCUGUUCUUCUUGCAAGCCGUCGAGAAGAAAUUUCCUGGCGAUAGAGACAGACUGAGCAGAAUGUCUUUGAUUGAAGAGGGUUUCCCUAAACAAGUCCGAAUGGCGUAUCUGGCAUGCAUCGGAAGCAAGAAAGUCAACGGUGUGGCCGAGUUACAUAGCGACCUUGUCAGAACUACUAUCUUGAAGGACUUCGUUGAAUUUGAGGGCAUCAGCAAGUUCGGCAACGUAACAAACGGAAUUACUCCGCGACGAUGGCUCGACCAGUGCAACCCUGAGCUCAGCGACCUCAUUAGCAAAACAUUAAAGGUUGAGAAGAGCGUCUGGUUGAAGAGUCUUGAUAAGCUUGAGGGUCUUCUUCCUUUCGCCGAGGACGCUCGAUUCCGAAGAGAAUGGGCGGCAAUUAAGCAGCGCAACAAAGAGCGUUUGGCGCACUAUGUCCAGACGACUCUAGGAUUUACGAUCAACACUCAUGCCAUGUUUGAUGUUCAGAUUAAGCGUUUGCAUGAGUAUAAGCGCCAAACUUUGAACAUCCUUGGUGUCAUCCAUCGAUACCUGACCUUGAAGGCCAUGACUCCGGAAGCACGCCAGAAGGUUAACCAUCGCGUCGUAUUCUUCGCUGGCAAGGCGGCCCCAGCUUAUUACAUUGCCAAACUCACCAUUCGAUUGAUCGUAAACGUCGCUCGUAUCAUCAACGCUGACCCGGAUACCAAAGAAUAUCUCACCGUUUAUUUCAUUCCAGAUUACUCUGUGUCGGUCGCAGAGGUGUUAAUCCCGGCUUCGGACAUCAGUCAACACAUCUCAACUGCUGGAACUGAGGCUUCGGGUACUUCGAACAUGAAAUUCUGCUUGAACGGAGGCCUACUUGUGGGUACCGUUGAUGGAGCAAACAUCGAAAUCGCUGAAUCGGUUGGCGAGAGCAACGUUUUCUUCUUUGGUCACUUGACGCCGGACGUCGAGGACAUACGAUACCAACACAUGUACCAUCCCAUCCCGAUCGAAGAGAAGUGCCCAGCGCUGGCCAACGUUCUUAACAAGAUCUCCGGUGGUAUGUUUGGAGAUGGAGGCGUUUAUGAACCUCUCCUCAAAACCAUUAGGCAAGUCGACUACUACCUGAUUGCCGAUGACUUUGAUUCAUACAUUGCGGCGUUGGCAAUGGUCGAUGAGGCCUAUCUUGACAAGACAGAAUGGAUCAAGAAAUCAAUCAAGACCGUGGCCAAGAUGGGGAAAUUCAGCUCAGACCGAGCAAUCCUGGAAUAUGCUGAGAGCUAUUGGAACGUGGAAGCCAUUUCUGUUGCCAAGUAGAUAGGCAAUAUUGAUUGUAAAGAUUAGACGAAACGCCAUAAGAUGAAUGGACGGUAUACACG
Molecule: messenger RNA, 2696 nt
Organism: Guyanagaster necrorhizus
Lineage: Eukaryota; Fungi; Basidiomycota; Agaricomycetes; Agaricales; Physalacriaceae
Product: glycogen phosphorylase
Exons: 37
Coding region: 25-2634 (869 amino acids)
Biological process (GO): glycogen catabolic process
Cellular component (GO): cytoplasm
Molecular function (GO): glycogen phosphorylase activity; pyridoxal phosphate binding
Source: RefSeq, a predicted model, not a curated record